GCGUUGCAUUAGCAUUCGCAGCUGGGAACACAACAACAACGAGUCAACCAAAUGCUACAUUUGGGGACAUUUUUAGUGUUGGAAUAUCACAUCUUGCUUUCCCCAUUGUCAAAUUUUCUGAGUAGUUAGUGUUUGGAGGAUAUCAGUUCCCUUUGAGGAAAGUUCUGAAGUUACACGGUCUCCGAAGAUAAGGAUUUUAACCACAAAUUUCGCAACAUAUUUUGUGGUUGUCGAACAAAGCAAGCAGACAACUCGGCUCUUCCUCGACGUAAAACUUCUAAGUGAAAACAUUCGACAGUCAUGAAGGACGAAAUCGCAGCGGCGGUGUUUUUCCUGGCCCGCCUCAUCAACGUGAAACGUAGCUUCACCUCGGAGCAGAUGGCGGAAUUCUCGGAGAACCUGGUGGCGUGUCUGAUCGAGAAGUUUCGGAAUCACUGGUACGAAGAGACGCCGAGCAAGGGUCAGGCUUUCCGCUGCAUCCGUAUCGCCCACGACGAACCCAGGGACAUUGUUUUGGUGCGAGCCGCUAAGAAAAGUGGACUGGACUUCGACAAAAUGAACCUCCCUGCUGAUUUUACACUCUGGGUGGAUCCUCUGGAAGUCGUCUGCAGGUUUGGAGAAAAGGGAACAAUCUGCCCGAUUGCAUCCUUCCCGAAGAAGUCGUCUCCACUACAAGUUAACGACAAUGAGACGACAACAACAACAUUGCAAACGGGCGACGCCAAUGGCAAUAUGGACUUGAACGCCAACCCAAAGUCCGUCCUUGACAACAUCACGGAGGUCCUGCAGAGGAACUCCAGCACAGUGGCCAACGACAAUGUCGGGGGCGUGGUCACCACCCACUACCGGGGGCGGAGGAACCGGACCAAGUACAACCUGGUCCGAAACACCAUGAACAGUGAGCAGGACUGGCCAGCGCUGUCCCACCACAAGUACCGUUGGGUCAGUAAGACCCUUACAGCCCAGGCGUAGCCCGAUCCCGGCUGCACACAAACUCAACCAAUACCAAAUGCAAAUCUCUGAUCUUUUUGACUAAUUUUUUUUAAUAUUAAAAAGAAAAUUUCAUCAUGCAAAUAGUGUGAUUUUUAAUUGAAACAUUUUUUCUGUGAUCUUUGCCAGAGUCCGAAAACGGGUUGGAUACUGUUUUGAUACCUUUUUAUACAUCUACGCUCAACUGGUGCUUCAAGUGAUGUACAUAAUAUCAUUUUUCACACUUCCUUUAUUCAUACAAUGUAUGCUAGUGUCAGGUUGGCCGUGCUUAAAUUAAAACUUGGCAAAUGAGCUGAAGAGUGUGAUAAAUCUUUGAUGUAUCACGCAAAACAACAGUGUAGCGAUAAAUUGUUGGGUACACGCUGACUCUGUUGAGAGGAAAAAACCACGGCGAUAGAUGAAAAUCGUCUUGACAAUUGAAUUAUUUCCCAGAGAAGAAAUUCCUUCGCGUGAUUACGUGGACAUGUACAUCCCAAAUGGUUUGAACUGUCGCUGUUCGUACCAAAUCAACUUUGUAGAAUGUAAAUGAUCCCAGGAUUUUCAUCAACAAACAAAAUAUCUCUUUCCCCGGAAACUUCUAAACCCCUCGGCUGUUGUCAAAGACUGUUUGCAGUUUAUGCUGUAAGUGCCUCUUGUUCACACAGUAACAAGAGAGUAGAAUUCUCCUCCCUUCGUAGUCAUGAAACAGCCGUAAUACUUUUUGCAGCAGGCUGAAUGACUCAUCUUCCACACUGGCCCCCGCCCUCAAAAGGGUCCUUUUUUCUUCUCUCUCUUGCAGUUGGAUUAAUUGCAAGGCAAAUUGAAUCGGCUGACUUCCUUAUUAUGUUACCUGAGCACUUUGACCGAGUCAGGGUUCCUCCCAAAAUGGAACAGCAUCCAUUCAUAAUUAAGCUUGUCUGCAAUCGGACAUGAUGGAACCUGUUGACAUUUUGUUUCUGAUGAUGUUUACAUGUAGUUGUCAAGAUGAUUUUCACUUUCUUUGACUAUAUUCAACCUGGAACAACCAUUCCAUGCUUGUACCAAGCUUGUAUUUAAAAGAAAUCAAUCAAGAACUUAUAUUUAAGAAUUAAAAGGCCUUUUUUUUCUACUUGCAUGGAGAUACAUACGUUAUACAUAAAUUUUUUUGCUCAGUCGCACAAGGGAAAUUCUCUUGAAGGAUACUUCCAAUUGAAUGUGGUUGUAUAUGCAUGUACCUAACUGCUAUCUAUUCAAUCCCUCUGUGUCGGAGUUCAAAGGUCAAUCGAACAGUAUUCGGUAUUGUAAGGGUCACAGAUGUACAUUUAACAGUAACCAAAUCUUUGUACAGCGAGGUUUUUUUAGAUGACCUCAUUCGUGCAAUAUGAAUUCUUAUAUGUUGAGCAUUAUGUAAAUCAUGACUUUAUUUUAGAGUUUUUGGUGUUUUGCAAGGAAAACAAGUAGACAAAAGUUUCACCAUAGAUGGACAUGAGACGAUUGGACAGUAAUGCUUGCUAAGAAUUUUUGGUACAAAUCAUGGGUCACCAAUUAGUUUUCCUGUUUGACAUUUUUAUUUUUCGUGGUGUGUUUGGUUUUUAUCCAUUCUGGUUAUUUUUGCUAGGGCAUUCUAUUGGGAAUAUGAGUGACGGACAGGAUUCAAGACUUCACUGAAAUAUAUUUUUCGAAAAGUUGUAAUGCAGGUCAUUGUAUUUUUGUUACAAAGUAACAAAUGAAAAAGAAAAAAGAUUUUAAAGAGUCCUAUUUUUGCCACAUGAAUCCACCUUUCUAAAUCCUACUUUUAAAUAGUGGACAAAAUCCUGCACAAAAUGAAUUUCAUAUUCCCAGAUUUGCCACCAAUAAUUUCGCUUCCUUUUAAGUUUCUUUUUAUAGUCAUCAAUUCCAUGAACCAUCAAACAGUCGUCUGUUAAUCCAAAUGGAGUGAAACCAGACGACUGUUUGGCUUUCAAUAUUUUUGUGUUGCUUCACAUCGUGCUACGUGUAACGUGCUGUUGAUCGAGACCAAUUUUAUUAGUACACAAGAUGUGUUGACUUUAUCACAGAUACAGAAUCAUUAACCACGUUAAGUCGUCCUAACCCAAUUUGGCCUCGUUUUGAUACAACACAUUUCUCAACAGUUUUGCAACUUUUUUUACAUUUUGAGUAUAGAAAAAGGUAAUAAAAUGCAAUGUUAUUGAAUUUGUACAGAAAAGAAAUAAAGUGUUAAAACAUCAUGAAUUGGAA
Molecule: messenger RNA, 3186 nt
Organism: Acanthaster planci (crown-of-thorns starfish)
Lineage: Eukaryota; Metazoa; Echinodermata; Asteroidea; Valvatida; Acanthasteridae
Product: maternal B9.15 protein-like
Cellular component (GO): cytoplasm; nucleus
Source: RefSeq, a predicted model, not a curated record